AUUGUUGUGAGUGCGCACAGGGGCUGCGACACAUGUAUACUGCCGUAUUUCGCACAUGACUAUAAAAAGGCGGAAGAGGAAGUAGUUCCUUCGAACGUAGACAAUCCGAAUGAUAUAGUUUCUUUCCACUGUGUUCCUGUUAAUGAUAAACUACAAACCUAUCCUAAAUUACUAAAAUAUCAAUAUUUUAAUAUGAGAAUCGAUUCUAGAACAUAAAUGACUGGUAUCGGAGGAAUUGAUAUUUCAGUAUCGAUCCGCACAUCACUAUGAAGAAGUCAGGCGUGACAUGUGAGGGUGAUGCAGGGCAUUUAUGAGGCCAGAGCGACGGUGGUGAGACGUGCUGUGCUGCUGAUGAACCACCAUAAACAGGUCCCAUGUAGUACUGCAGUAAAGGAAGGCUUCCAGCUGCAGCGAGUCUCACUGAACCAUGCCCGACAGGAUCUAAUAUCACAUUUCGAUAAACACCCUCUGCGCGAACAAGCGACAACGGGCGCAACCGGCUGUUUGAUAAAGCGCACCCCCAACCGAUUGGCUACGGGUUUUGUGACGUUACCGGAUGUAGAGAGAAUACAGUGGUCCACCGUAACGCAAGGAAAGAAAGCAAGCAUGAGGAUUUCCAACAGUCACCUGCAGCAGCUCACCAUCUUCACCACCAUGCUGACGGGUGGAGGGAUCGGCACAAUGUACUACCUGCUACAGAAGAACUUUGCUGAGUCAGACUACCAUAGGCUGGCUUUGCUGGAGUUGGAGGCAUGUCCAGUUGCCAUGGAAAGUCUGGGGGCGCCACCUUUAAAGGUCCACAACAUCCAUCUGACUGACAGAUACAACCAUGUAGAUAAGCACACUGCACAGAUAAAGAUUCCUGUGACAGGGAUUAAAACCGGAGGCUAUCUGUACACGUCUUCACUGAGAGAUCCCAACACAAACAGGUGGAAUCUGAAGCAAGCAGUUCUAAAGCUCAGGGAAGGAAAUGUCAUUGACCUGCUGAAUCCUCCAUCAACUACAGCACAAGCCCACGCAGCAGGGCACACAGACGGGGUAGACAUAGGCCGCUGGCACUGACCAGCUUUAUGAACAAACAACUAUGCCUGCUAGAGGAAGCAGGCGCUGAAGAUGUUUUGAACUAUAUUUACUCCACAUUUAUUGUAUGGUCAUCUUUUAGGGGAAGCAUCAAGAAGAAAAGCUCUGUCAGUGCCACGGACUGCUGCAGACUGUUGUAGCUGAUUUUGAUUACAUGGUGUCAGAGCUGAGAUGACUUGUGCACUCACUGCUGCCUCUGUCACAAAUCAUUAGAAAUGUACAAAUAUGCACCAAUCAAUAAAUGUUACAAAUGUAUUAGUUUCUAAUGAUCCAUAAUUAAUUUUCACACAGACUUGCAGAUGUGUGUGUCUGUAUGUGUUCAGGGGAAACGGCAUGAUAUUCAUAAAACAGGACGUAAAGCUGUGGUUUCACUUUUACCAUAACCUUCUGCUUCCUGUGCAGAUGUAGAGCGAACACACAACCACCAAUAUAAAGAAUGCAUGUUUGCCAUGCUCGGCUUUCUGUGGUUUCUCUUCAGCUUUUUAUCCUGUUAUUUUUGCACUCGGUCUCAGUCAAAAUUUCCAAAAUAACAAAUUUCCAAAAUAACAACGCUUGAAGCUGUGUGCGUGUGGAUGCAUUAUUAUUUGGUCAUAAUACUUUUCCUACUGUCACAAAGAUUUUCAGACAAUGUUUUAUGGAAAUGGUUGGACAUGUACACUCAGAUCAUUACAUUUUAGGACAGUGACACAGUUUUUUUUGUCUCUGCACAGCGCCACAGUGGAUUUUACUUCAACCAGCAUGUGAUUCAACUACAGACUUUUAGUUUUAACAAAAGAACAGAUUCAUUUUAAGUAAAGGAACUGUUGUUUAAUACUUGGAUGAAUGAACAUCACCAAAUACAGUUUUCUGUUCUUCCUGUGUUGUUUCGUGCAGGUGCAGAAGUUCUUCCUUUUUUCCUGCCUGUCAGCUUAGACAUUGUCAUACUGCACGUAAACUAUAACAGAUGAAAUAACACUAAUAGAAAUGAAUACAUAAAGAGAUAAAAGAAACCUGGGAACAAGAGGAGCCUGUAGAGAAUUUAUAGGGCUCUGACUGCAAAAGCUUACUGACAAGACAAUAUAUUAAAAAGAACAAAGUUCAUAACUUCAUAUUAAAAUUUCAGGUCUGGAAAACACAUUAAGGUUCAGUUUAAUGACAAGUUGGUCUGUUUCUAUAUUUAAAAAUAAAUGACACGAUGACCUGAUGAUCUCCUUCCUGAGCUGACAUCCUGGCUUCCUCUUGCUGUUGCGUGUGUGUUGUACCUCAUCUGAAUGUUGAACGACGAGUUGUUUCGACUUUAGUGUAGAUGGUUCAAAGAUUCCAUACAUCCCACAUCCUCUUCAUGUAACCCCUUCUGCUUAUUACAUAGGUAUUAGCAUCUCAUUAUAUAUUAGUGUUCUAUAUCAGAUGUAUAUGUUAUAUGACAACAUGAAAACAAUGACAUUCUGAAAACUCUACUUUUAUGUCCAGCUCGCACUGGGACAGUUUGUGUGAGGCGGCAGGAAUGAGAAUCAGCACUUCCAAGUCUGAGGCCACGGUCCUCAGCCGGAAAAGGGUGGAGUGGCUGCCCCAGGUGGAGGAGUUUAAGUAUCUUGGGGUCUUCUUCAUGAGUGAGGGGAGCAGGAGAUCCAUAGAUGGAUGGGUGAUGCAGCCACUGUGCCGGUCCAUCGUGGUGAAAAGUGAGCCAAGCGUAAAAGCAAAGCUCCCAAUUUAUUACAUCCAUACCCUCACCUGUGGUCAUGAGCUGGUAGCGACCAAAAGAAUGAGGUCACGGAUACGAGUGGAGGAAAUGAGCUUUCUCUGAAGGGUGGCUGACCUCUCCCUUAGAGAUGGGGUGAGGAGUUCAUCUGUGAGGGGCUCAGAGUAGAGCUGCUGCUGCUGAAAGGAGCCAGUUGAGGUGGUUCGGGCAUCUGACAAGGAUACCUCCUUUGUGAGGUGCGGGCAUGUCCCACCAGAUGGCGUACCUAUCACUGCUGCCACUGCAGAACAAAUUGAAAUUGAUAGAUACUUCUUUGGUAGACUCUGUACUAAAUGUCAUGAUGCAUGCUCAAUUAUCCAGGUAGCUUUUAAACCCCAAAACACGCUGCGCCAAAAAUUGGUCCACCCCAAGGAUCGGGUCCCCCGACACAAACAGAGUAACAUAGUGUACGCUGUUAAGUGCAGGAGAAUUGUCAGGAUUUAUACAUCGGGGAAACCAAACAACCUCUGGCUACAACACAGAAGAGCUACCUCGUCAGGCCAGGACUCUGCAGUCUAUUUACACCUACAGGCCAGUGGACACUCUUUCAAUGAUGAGGAUGUAACAUCCUGGACAGGGAGGAACGCUGGUUUGAGGGCGGAGUCAAGGAGGCCAUUUACGUGAAAAGGGAAAGACCAUCUCUGAAUGGAGGAGGGAGCCUAAGGGUACAUCUGUCACCAUCUUACAAUGCUGUGAUUGCAGCCAUUCCCCAACUCUCUGUG
This is a messenger RNA of Pelmatolapia mariae (spotted tilapia), 3519 nucleotides long. RefSeq names its product cytochrome c oxidase assembly factor 1 homolog. Bases 298 to 1062 code for a protein of 254 amino acids. The record is from RefSeq and is a predicted model, not a curated record. Lineage: Eukaryota; Metazoa; Chordata; Actinopteri; Cichliformes; Cichlidae. Gene Ontology annotation, cellular component: mitochondrial inner membrane. The transcript is spliced from 5 exons. Gene Ontology annotation, biological process: mitochondrial respiratory chain complex IV assembly; mitochondrial respiratory chain complex I assembly.